AUGGAGCGCACGCCGUCCCCGCCCCGCCGCGUCCACACGCCGCCCGCGCCGCUGUAUGGAGACAACUACGAGCCGUUUUCACCGCGCCGAUCGCGCAGAGUGGCCGCCCAGCACGACGCUCACACUCACCAACAGGAGCGGUCAAGCCCACGGACCAGGCGCGACAUCACGCCAACGGCCUCUUCUCACGCCAAGCGUUCUGCUGCCCGCGCAAACGCUUCCUUUGCACUCUCACCCCCAUCGUCGCCUGCAUCCCCACAACACCAACACCUCCGCUCUCCACGCUCGACCCGUCGCGCGCCCUUGGACCUCAACCCGCUCGACUCUGACUCCGACACUGCUGCACCAAGCUCGUCCCGGCGCACCUUGUUUGCGAACAUGGCUCCUGGCAUGCUCCCAACUCCCGCAAAGACGCCGCGCAAGCGUCGCAUCGAAGACGUCAGCUCGACCGCGCGCGUGUUGUUCCCCGCCAACCGACCUUCAACCAUCGACGAAGCCAUGCCGACCCCGCGCAAGGGCCGCAAGACUAAGAACCUCUACACUCUAGAGAGCUUCGCCCAGCAGAUGGACGAGAACACUGAAAAGAUCCCCAUCUACACUGACUCCAAGGAGCGCGUACCCACUCCUGGUGCUCAGACUGAAGAUAACCCAUUCAUCACCGUCAAGGGCAAGGGCAAGGCAAAGGCUGCUCCCCAAAAGUCAAGGAAGGUCGUCGACCGAAAGACUGCCAAGAUGGAGGCGGCUGUCGACCGUGACGAAGGAAUGGUAUACAUCUUCCGAGGUCGCAAGGUCUUCCGCAAGUUCCACGACGACGCACCCUCCGGCGCCUCAGCGGCAGAGGAAGACGACGACCUCUCCGCCGAUGACAAGCAAGUCCGCCGCCAGAUUGGUUAUGAGGCCCGCCGUCCGCUCACUCGUUCGUCUAUCAAACCCCGUCUUCUGUUCCAAGCAGAGAUCAAAGAGCGCAACCGCGCAAACGGUGUUGAGACCGACGACGAGGAGGCGACCACCGACAUCGAUGCGUCCGUCGCGACCCCGAGCCGCAAGAAGGGCAAGAACGCCGUCCCAACACCAUCCUUGCUCACAUCGCCGCCGCCUACGACCCGCAAGCUCAAGAAGGAGAUCUCGUUUGAUUCAUGGUCGCGUGUCAAGUCAGCGCACAGCUCCAGCAGCUCCACCAAGACAUCCAAGAAGCGCAGCGGUGAGCCGCUCGAGCGCGAGGCAGCAGACAAGCGGGCUCGCAGUGAGCACUCUACCUCAUCCAUGUCAAUUGACAACAUCUAA
Alternaria incomplexa is the source of this 1284-nucleotide messenger RNA. RefSeq lists its product as uncharacterized. The record is from RefSeq and is a predicted model, not a curated record. The coding region runs from base 1 to 1284 and encodes 427 amino acids. NCBI's taxonomy places the organism in Eukaryota, Fungi, Ascomycota, Dothideomycetes, Pleosporales, Pleosporaceae. The transcript is spliced from 3 exons.